CAAUGCGGAUGUUAUCGAGUCAUUGUGGCCAGCUUCGCGUUUCGAGAGAGAACCCCAGACCCGUACAUACACUCAUUUGAAAUGGCUCAUUAAUGUUAUAUAAGCUUAAUCAAAACAGAUUUCAGCGCAAUGGCAAAUUUUGUAACGUUUCAAACGCAAAUCGCUUCAGUUAUGGAAGUACUAGCAAACGCCGCUGUGGCAGAAAUCUGCAAACUUGUUGAGGACAGCUAUGCUGAAUUGCAGCUUGAAAUAUCACAAACAAAAAAGGAGAAUAACCACCUCAAAAAGAAAUUAAAAACGAUAGAAAUCAGGGAUUCAUUUUAUCGAAGAGCGCAUAAACUGAUGAACGAGUCAACUGCUAUAACCAGAACCAGUGUUCACGAAAAAGCACCAGGGCGAAUCAGCGUGAAAGUCGCUUCGCUGUGUGAUAACGAUGGUAGUGAUGAAGAUGGAUCAGUUCACUGCGAUAACGUCUCGCUUCUUCAGCCCGAAAGACUUGACCAGUCUGUAGGGGGUAGUGAUGAGCCAGAUGUUCUCAUUAUUAAAGAGGAGAGACCUGACAAUAUGAGGUGUGAACAGUCAGAAAGUGAAACGGAGGCUGCUGAAAAUCUUAAAGAUGACACCCAGUACCGGAGUGCCGAAGUCUUUGUAACAAUACCCAGAGAAAACAUCAUUGACCAGAACACAGUCCAGCACUGCCGUCAAGAGGUAGGAAACUGUGUCAAUCAGUCUGUAGGGGAUGAUGAACCAGAUGUUCUCAUUAUUAAAGAGGAGAGACCUGACAACAUGAGGUGUGAACAACCAGGGGGAGAAACAAAGACUGCUGAAAAUCGUGAGUAUGAUGACGCCCAGUACAGGAAUUCAGGAGUCUUUGUAGCAGUUCAUAAAGCAAACUUCAUAGACCAGGACACAGUCCAGCACUGCCAUCAAGAGUCCAAUGGAAUGCAACCUGAUCCUCUCGAGGACCCAGAAGUGAAUGAUAUAAGUGAAGAUACACAUUUACUGAAUGGUGAAACCAGAAUGGACAGACAUUGUGAUGGAGAAGUAGAGACUAAAUUGCAGCCUGUCUCUUCCUAUGCCUCAUGGGUUUCCGGAAGAUUAGACGCAGCCACAAACCAUCAAUCCUACGCUGAAUCUGAAUGCAAUGGAGGACCUUCUGUGAAUCAGUACUUGAUGUAUAGAGGGAGCGCAGAUCCUAUGUGUUCCUAUGCAACUCCAAUAGACUCUAAUGGCUUGUCUAUGCCUGAUAUGGAAGGCCAUUUAACACACAGCGAUGGAGGUAACAUUUCUCAAUCCGAGCGGUCCCCCUUCACAACGUGCUUUUCUUUCAAACAGUCAGAUUCUCCUCAUAUGCAAAGGAAAGACAAGUUUAUGUGUAAACAUUGUGGAAAAGCAUUCUCUCAACCCAGCACUCUCCUCUUGCAUCAAAAACUUCAUACCAGGGAGAGGCUCCAUAACUGUACACUCUGCGGUAAAAGAUUCAGUCAGGCAUCUAGUCUCAAAAGACACCACAGCAUCCAUAGAGGAGAAAAACCAUUCAGAUGCUUGCACUGUGGCAAGCAGUUCUCAGAUCAAAGUAACCUGAAAAAGCAUGUGACUGUUCACACAGGUGAAAAGCCUUAUGGUUGUAACCUUUGUGGAAAAAUGUUCAACCAAUCUUCAAACCUCAAAACGCAUAUGAAGAUCCACACACGUGAGAAGCCUUUCAGUUGCGAUCGAUGUGGGCGGACCUUUGCGCACAAGUACAUUUUGGUGAAACACCAACAGAGAAUCUGUGUUUCGAUUGGACAAAUGUAGACUUCACAAGUCUUCCACCUUAUUUUUCAAUACUGAACUUAGCUAUUUUCUUUCUGAGACUUUCGACUCAUUAGCCACUAUAAGGAAAUAACGAGAAGUGUAACAAAAGAGCAGAAAAUGGUAAAACAAUUUGUGCUACAGACCAGUGUGUUGAUAAUUAUAUCAAUAAUUAUGAUAAUAAAUUAAAACAAUAUUGUAAGAAAUACCAGUUUGCACCAUCAAGCAAUGUAACGUUUUUUACAGCUAAAUUAACUAGAAGCUAAUGACACCGAAAGCCAGAUGUAUUCAAUUUACAAAUGGCCGUACCUGCUCUUGCAUGAAAAAUAAGGUGGACAGAAUAUGGUAUCUCUCUCACAAUAGAUUAGUUUUUGUUGGCUGCAUCUGAAAUCGCAUACUUUGCUACUAUACAUUAGGCAAAAAACUGUAUGUGACAAAAGAAGUAUGUCUGAAUUCACUGUACUCAUAAAAGAGUAGCCAAAAAGUACCUGGAUGACCUAGUACUUCUGGCGAGAUUCUGAAGUGUGCAUACGAUGGACACUUUACUA
Megalobrama amblycephala (Wuchang bream) is the source of this 2342-nucleotide messenger RNA. RefSeq names its product zinc finger protein 264. The record is from RefSeq and is a predicted model, not a curated record. Lineage: Eukaryota; Metazoa; Chordata; Actinopteri; Cypriniformes; Xenocyprididae. The coding region runs from base 130 to 1797 and encodes 555 amino acids. Gene Ontology annotation, biological process: regulation of transcription by RNA polymerase II. Gene Ontology annotation, molecular function: RNA polymerase II cis-regulatory region sequence-specific DNA binding; DNA-binding transcription factor activity. The transcript has 7 exons.